Racocetra persica is the source of this 838-nucleotide messenger RNA. The record is from the annotation of a GenBank genome assembly. Lineage: Eukaryota; Fungi; Glomeromycota; Glomeromycetes; Diversisporales; Gigasporaceae.
AUAUCAACUCCCAUCAACUAUUGUUCCUCGAAUUUUUAACAUAACAUCCAUUCACACUUAUCAAAAAUCACCACCACCAGCCAAUCUUCCCGAUUCCCCAUUGUUUUAUCCAGGUCGUACUUCAAUGCUCCGAAUGGAAGAAUUCUACCAUUCAACAAUUGCAACCGACUUAAUGAUCCUAAGCUAUAAAGAUUCAGAGUCCGAACAGAAAUUCCUUGAAAAACGUCGAAAGGAGCACUUACCAAUCAAAAAAUCAGUUUUAACAAGAGAUACAAAUCCAUUUGCGAUAAAUAGACCACCACCAAAGCCAAGAGGAAAUAAAAAACGUUUACCAGUGCCACCAAAACAUAGUCAUAAAACAAUACCAAAAUUAUUAAGAAUUGACGUGCAUUGUAUGAUUAAAGAGGCUAUACAUAAUAAACAACAUUUAUUGAGCGGUAUUAUGGCCUUACAAUGUAUAACAUCGGAACGACCAACAGUGGUUUACUCAAAGACUGGAGUUGCACAAUGGAAAUUGAGAAAAGGCAUGCCAAUUGGAUGCAAAGUAUCAAUAUCCGGACCGCCAAUGUACACGUUCUUGGACAAAUUAGUAGAAAUAGUAUUACCCCGAAUGAAAGAAUGGCAUGGAAUACCAAUUACAUCAGGGGAUCAAAAUGGAAAUAUAGCAAUGGGAUUUCCUGCAAGUGCUUUAUCGUUGUUUCCUGAUAUUGAAGGAAAUUAUGAUAUGUUUCCUUUGAUGACUGGGUUUGAUGUUAUCUUUAAUACUACCGCGUACACAGAUUAUGAAGGAAGAAUGUUGCUGAGUGGAUUCCAGAUUCCUUUUACUACAAGGAAGAAG